Messenger RNA from Periconia digitata, 856 nucleotides. NCBI's taxonomy places the organism in Eukaryota, Fungi, Ascomycota, Dothideomycetes, Pleosporales, Periconiaceae. The record is from the annotation of a GenBank genome assembly.
UCCCCUCCUCUUCAAGAAAAACCUCCCUUGAAGAAACUUCCCUCUCCCCUUCUCUCUCUCCAUUCAUUUAUACGCCAAAGGAAUAGACCUACACACAUUUUUCAACUCUUGUAUCAGCUUUCCCGUUUCUCUCUCUUCUUCCACUUCUCCUCCACCGAAAACAACAACAAGCAGACGAAAAAAAAAAGAGAAAAAAGAAAAAAUCCAUUAGAAAUAAACAAGAAAGGAGAAAAGAGGAAAAGAAGGAGGAAAAGAAGAAGGGAAAAACUCACUGGAAAUGAAACCCACCAUCCCCAUCCCGUCCGCCUCCACACGCACAGCCUUCGAUUUCGCGCCACAGCCCUCGCACGCAGUCGAUUUCGUUCAAGUGGCCGAAGCGCGCGUCUGGCUCGUCGUCGUCGUCUUUGUGGGAUUUUGAGCGCGAGGUUGUUGUGGUGGAGUUGUGCUUCUUCUUAUCGUCGUCAUGUUUCUUCUUUUUGUCGUCGUCAUCCUCCUUCUUCCCAUCCUUCCCCUUCCCAUCGCUCUUGUUCUUUUUGUCGUCGUUCUUCUUGUCUUUGUUAUCCUUCCCCUUCCCACUUUCCUCCUCUUUCUUCCCCCUCCCAACAUCCCCCUGCCCUUCUCUCAGCGGUUCCCAAAACACCCCAAAGCUCCCCCACCUCUUCUCGUCCCUCUCCAGCUUCCCCGCCGCCCACCGCUUCUCAAACGGCGUGUACGGCUCCUGGUUCGAAAACACCGUGCUGCAGUAGUGCGCGGCCAGAUCUUUGGCUUCUUGCCGGUCUGCUGGCCAUUGCGGGAUUCGCGACGUCAUCAUGUUGGGGCCUGCUGGGCAGCCUUUUGUUAUGCAUUUUGCUGAGGU